GGUUAUGGUCCAUGGAUUAAGAUUGAUAGUGCGACGUUCUUAUCACUACAUACUUACACACCCAUGCAUCGCUCAUGGCCUUACAAACCCUGAUAGCCCUCAUCUUUGCCUUCACAUCUACCGGGUCAAGGGAAUCUGACCCAGAGAAGGGUCCGGAGACAGGCUUCAGUGACACUUCCAAUGGAAACAGGAACUCGAGCGCUCGCAUUCAUAACGACGGAAGGGAUGAGGCAGACGAGGACAGAGACAUAGUCCAGGAAAUGCACCUGGACCUGGACGUUGACGACGAUGAGGACGGUUCUCCUCCAGAUGGAUCUGACUCAGGCCCGCAGACCGACCCGCUUCAGCUGUCUCCUCUCGAUUCUCCCGAAAAACGCCCGUCGUUGUUUGCUCGGGCGAAGUCAUUCGUGUUUCCGCCGUUAUCGGAUGAUCUGUGCUAUGCACCAAACUACCGGUACAUUCCCCUCAUAACCGGCAUCGUGAUACCAUUCUCGAUCUUGCUCGAGAUUCCAGGACUCACUGGGCACUGGUACAUCCGCACCGAGGAUUACAGUACCGUCCAAACUCAUCCUAACCCAGUCUUGUUGGAUAUUGGCCUCGCAUUUAGCAUGACUUGCGCUAUCCUCGCUAAUAUAUGUAUCGUCCUAAGGUUUCUUGAGAAGCGGGUCAUGACAAUGACAAUAUUAUGUAUCGUGUUUCUGUCCAUUCACGAUAUUAUCAAUAUCGUCGCUCUCAUCAUCUUUGGCGUUAGCCACCGACAUAACGACGGGUUCACCUACGGUGAAUCCUUCUGGAUGACUAUCUGCUCUACCGUCGUAUCCGUCAUCACGAAUGUGACUCUUAUAAUAGACCUCAUUAUCACGCCCGACUUCAAGACAAGCGGCAGUGGUCUUACCCGCAAGCAGCGCACGCUGAUGAUCAUGCUCAUUAUCCUAUUUGCCUACAUCGCAUUUGGCUCGUUAAUCAAUUCAUUCAUGCUCUCUCUGAGCUUCAUUAACGCACUUUACUUCACCGUCACAACAAUCGAGACUAUUGGCUUUGGCGACAUCGUGCCCAAUUCCACCGGAUCAAGAAUAUUCAUCUGCUUUUACGCUGCGCUUGGUAUCGUGAAUCUCGCAGUGGUAGUGGGUAUGGUACAAGAGACGGUGAGGGAAGGGCUGCACGUCGGUUAUCUGCGUCGCCUAAAUGACAUUCGAGAACGGCGACGUGCAACACGGCGGCGAAAGAAUGCCGAAAAGCGAUGGCGUUCAGCCGUCAUGUGGAGAUUGCGAGACAAAGGUGCAAAGGUGUGGGUUCGCAAAUACCGUUCAACAUCCAACUCGCUCUGGGCCAAGGUGAAGAGAAGGUUUUUCAGCGCUACAGACAAGAUUCCGCACCCUUUGGAUCGUUCCCGGGGAAUGCGUCUGAACCUCGAGGCGCUCACUCAUCUUGAGUUGAGAGAGGCAGCUAUGGAGGCGGGCGUUCCACUUGACACACUGCUCCCACCACAGUUUUACGAAGCCCAGAUGCAAAACGAUGACGAUGGCAAUGGUGAUGACUUGGAGAUUACAAACCCAUACCCCGCCUUGUCCGUUCCGCAUUCAGUGUAUGGUACGAAUGUGCGGCGCGGCGCCCAUCAAAUGCUAACACACCAGCGGCUUGGCGCCAUGGCAGCGCUACUCACGAGAUUUGCGGUUAGGGUUUCCUUGACACAUGAAGGACCUAUACCUAUACCGCAGGCCACUGUUGGCGACGUCAAAAGUCCUACCGAAGACAAUGGACGUGACUUGAAUUUCGACGGGUCAGUUGGAAGCUCGACAACGCUUGCAACGACCUCGAGCAGCGACGAUAUCAAUGUAGCUUACGACUCAAUGGUCGCGAGCAAGGAGAAGCACGCUCUUUUGAUUCGCUCGUCACUUGCAUGGACAUUGUUUGUUGUGUUCUGGUUGGUUGGCUCUGCAAUAUUUAGCCAGACAGAAGGCUGGUCAUAUGGCACGUCAAUAUAUUUCUGUUUUGUUGCGUUCACGACGAUCGGGUACGGUGACCCCGCGCCCAGGACGCCUGCAGGGCGAUCUGUGUUUGUUGUGUGGGCCCUGCUCGGCGUCGCUACCGUGACCGUCUUGGUUUCUGUCGCCUCCGAGGCCUAUUCCAAGCGUUACAAGGUGAUGCUUCAAAGUGACUCUUUCGAGCGAGCCGUCACGUCGUACCGUAGUCGCACGAAAAAGAUGUAUAUCACGAGGACCCAAUCUUUGACCCAGUCUGAACCUCAACCUCAAGUCCAAAGCCCAACCCGGAUCCGGACUCAAUCACUGACUCCAGCCUCUCCAAAUGUCCGCUUCCAACCCCACGUCUAUUCUCCAGGUUCCCAACCACGCACCACAUUUCUUUCUGAGCCAAACGACGAAGGCGGCGAGGGAAGCCAGCGACCGCAAGACACGGCAAUGAACGCACCAGAUCCAGAUCCAAAUCUGCGUGCGCAGGACUUGCUCGAGACACUCCCACGACACGUCUUAGACGAGGCACGUUCGUUCCAGGAGUACAUGCGCUAUCUGGGGAACAGUAGUAGCGGUACAAACGCAUACGUGAAUGAGCGGCUGAAGGCGCUCCUGGACGAUGUGGUUGGCGUGGAUGGCAUAAGGGAGGGCGUGAAAAUGGAUAUAUUGAGGGAUAGGGAUACUAGGCGGACGCUCGUCACGUUGAGCAUUGAGAAAUCUUUGAUGGAGCUUAUGAUCAUUGCGGAAGAGGCGAUUGCGGCGAUGAACGAGCGUGACCGUGUCGCUGCGGCUUUGGGUAAGGGGCGGGAAGACACUGAUGAGGUCGAAUAACGGCCAAUGCUGUUCAAGGCAGCAAAUAACGUUGAUGGCGCUCUCAUGGACCUUUUUAGGCCGGGCUUAUUGGACAUGGCUCACUGUACACCUUAUAUCGCCGUUCUUUCCUUGCCUACGACAUGUAUUAUUCCGAAUACCCGACACUCUCGUUAAUGUGCGACGCUCAUUUGUCGUUUUCCUUCAGUAUUCUCUCCGAUACUGAGGGUACUUCCAGUCAUUUACAGCUAUUCCCCUCAUACUGACUUACCCAUAGACUACUCCUACCUGUAUCUAUCAUCACAAUAUAAAGUCUUCUAUCCUAGACUGAGGACUAAUCCUACCCCUAUCUCUGAGGUAUUCGUCAGGACUGGGGCGCAAUCAACGAGCUUGGAAGUCUCAAGCGUAUACUGCAGACCUUGA
Suillus clintonianus is the source of this 3206-nucleotide messenger RNA. RefSeq lists its product as uncharacterized. The record is from RefSeq and is a predicted model, not a curated record. Bases 75 to 2804 code for a protein of 909 amino acids. The transcript is spliced from 9 exons. Gene Ontology annotation, cellular component: membrane. Gene Ontology annotation, biological process: potassium ion transmembrane transport; stabilization of membrane potential. Gene Ontology annotation, molecular function: potassium ion leak channel activity. NCBI's taxonomy places the organism in Eukaryota, Fungi, Basidiomycota, Agaricomycetes, Boletales, Suillaceae.